Molecule: messenger RNA, 2570 nt
Organism: Durotheca rogersii
Lineage: Eukaryota; Fungi; Ascomycota; Sordariomycetes; Xylariales; Xylariaceae
Product: cytochrome P450
Exons: 2
Coding region: 524-2206 (560 amino acids)
Molecular function (GO): oxidoreductase activity, acting on paired donors, with incorporation or reduction of molecular oxygen; monooxygenase activity; iron ion binding
Source: RefSeq, a predicted model, not a curated record
UGCCUGCACGUUUCUUCCAUUCUUCAUUGGCUACGCCUUUGUGAUAUUGUUACGAGGCGAAAACGCAGCCUGAGAAGUUUCUCUUGCGGCAGCGAUUUCUCACAAAAGGCCACGCUACAUGUACACGAUCACAUCGCUGAGAAAGAGUUGCGGUUCUAUUCGAUCUUGACCCUCACUAGUCGCCGAGUCCAUUCCGCCUGCUGAGCAGCUAGGACCGAUUACCUACCUACGUUUAAUGAGCCGCGUCGGUGCCGAUGCAUAUAAUGGCUAAUGCAAAGCCAUAGGUGUGAGAGGUGAUUGACUGACUCACUUUCCGUCUUAUAAGUGCCAACCACCAUCCGUGUCUAGAAGGCACGCUAUGAACCCGUCUGAAUCCGCAUUCCCCCCAAGAGAAGCCAGAUAAAUGCGCAUCACCCGGAUCGUCCAUCAUCCAUAAACGCGCCGAAGUGCCCUUUUCGAGCAACCAACCGACAACUCGGAGACUAGACCGACACUUUUACCCACGUAUCUAUCCAUCCACGCCAUGGCCUUCGCAAACCUCCUCCCACUGGAGUCGUGGUGGCCGCCAUCAGCUGCGGGGAUCCUCCUCGCGCUAACCGCGCUGUACGCCUUCGCGCUGUACCUUUCCUCGCGCAAGCUCGACCCCCGCGAGCCCGAGGUCGUGGCGCCCGCCGUCCCGCUCGUGGGCCACGUACUCGGAAUGGCGAUAUUCGGCGGCAGAUACGUGAAGAACCUAGGCAUCCGCCGCCCGGACCUGCCGAUCUUCACGCUGCCCGUGCCCGGGUCGCGGCUGUACAUCGUGACGGACCCAGGCCUGGCGGCGGCGGUGCAGCGGGCGCCGCGCGCGCUGUCGUUCCUGCCGCUCGUCCCGGAGCUCACGCGGCGCGUGCUCGGGCUCGACGCGGCCUCGGUCGCGAUCGCGCGGCGCCGCAUCGACGACGACCUCGACCUGCCCGCGACCACCGCCGCCGCCGGCCCCCCGCGCGCGAGGGGCUUCCUCACCGACAUCCAGGACAUGGUGACGGCGCAGCUGGCGCCCGGCGCGUACCUCGGGCGGCUGAGCCUGCGCGCGGCGCGGGACCUGCGCGACGAGAUCGGCACGUGGCGGGCCACCGCGCUCGACCCGCCGCACCGCCCCGCCGCCGCGCGCGCCGACCUGCUGGCGUGGGUCCGCGGGCUCGUGACGCGCUCGACGGCGCGCUCGCUGUACGGGGCGCGGAACCCGGUGGCGGCGGACGCGUCGCUGGCGGACGCGUUCUGGGACUUCGACGGCGGGCUGGGCGGGCUGCUGGCGGGCGUGUGGCCGGCGGCGACGGCGCGGCGCGCGCACGCCGGGCGCGAGCGGCUCGUCGCGGCGCUCGAGACGUACCUCGCGCGCGGGGAGCACCUCACGGGCGACGAGGCGGAGGACGGGCCGGGCUGCUCGGCGAUCGUGCGGCGGCGCGUGGCGAUCGCGCUGGCGCACGGCUGGGCGCUGGGCGCGGUCGCGCGCGAGGAGCUGUCGUUCCUGUUCGCCGGCAUCGUCAACGCGACCACGACGGCGUUCUGGGUGCUGGCGCACGCGUACGCCGACGCGGCGCUGCUGGCGGCGGCGCGGCGCGAGGUGGAGGCGGCGCUGGAGCCGGCCGAGGAAGAAGGGGGCGGGAGCCGGCGGCGCCUCAGCAUCGCGGCGCUGCGCGACCGCUGCCCCGCGCUCGCCGCGACGUACCGCGAGUGCCUGCGGCUCGGCUCCGACACGUACUCGACGCGGCUCGUGCGCGAGGACACGCUGCUCGCCGGGCGGCACUGGCUGCGGCGCGGCGCGGUCGUGCAGGUCGCCGGCGGCGUGAUGCACGCGGACGCGCGGAUCUGGGGCGCGGACGCGGCCGCGUUCGACCACCGGCGGUUCCUGGAGGGCCCGGAGGCGGAGGCGAAGAAGAGGAACAAGAACAAGGUCCACCCCGCCGCGUUCCGGGCCUUCGGCGGCGGCAAGACGCUGUGCCCCGGGCGCCACUUCGCGACGAACGAGAUCCUGGCGCUCGUCGCGCUCGUGGUGCUGCAGUUCGACGCGAGGGCGCCGGACGGAGGGCCGAUCGAGGUCCCGCGGAAGAACGACGGCGUGCUGCCGGUGCACGUGCUGGAGCCCGUGCGGCCGGUUGAAGUAGUGAUCUCGGAGCGGGCGGACGGGUUCGCGGCCGGAGGGCUCGACGUGGAGUUUGUCUUGUGAUUAAAGGGGGGGAGGGGAGUGGGGGUAAGACGAAGGGGGAAAGGGGCAGGAUGAGUGCGGAGGUGCUUACGGUAAUUGUGGUAAUGGUAACUAGGAUGAAGAUGGAGCUAUGUAUUUUAUGGGAUGAGAUGUGAGAUAAUAAUAAGAGCCGUAUUGUCGGCGAAGACUUGGGAUGUUGCAAGCCAUACCUACUAUAUCGAUGACACUCUAUAAGAAUGCGUCUAUGUCUCCUCAUAGGACGAUCUCGAUCACUAGCCGCAAACCACACAUGGUUCCAGAAAUUCGGGUGCUUUCCUACCCUGUCACUCGUGACGUGUAGUUGCGAUCCCGCCGCAGAUCGUCGGUUAUGUAGAUAUAUGAGUAC